Molecule: messenger RNA, 1464 nt
Organism: Epithele typhae
Lineage: Eukaryota; Fungi; Basidiomycota; Agaricomycetes; Polyporales; Epitheliaceae
Product: mannosyltransferase
Exons: 9
Coding region: 1-1464 (487 amino acids)
Biological process (GO): protein N-linked glycosylation
Cellular component (GO): endoplasmic reticulum membrane
Molecular function (GO): GDP-Man:Man(3)GlcNAc(2)-PP-Dol alpha-1,2-mannosyltransferase activity
Source: RefSeq, a predicted model, not a curated record
AUGCUCCUCGGUCUCCUCGUCUUUCUCGUCACUACCCUCGUCGCCUAUGUCGCAGGUCAUGUCCUAGGUUUGCGCCGGAGGAACACAAAGCACCGCACCCAACUAUUCUCGGAGCUAGGCUUGGAGGAGUCGAGCUCGAAGCGGAUUGUGGGCUUCUUCCAUCCAUACUGUAAUGCUGGCGGAGGUGGCGAACGUGUCCUAUGGGCCGCGAUACACUCAAUCCAACAAAAUGAGCCAGACAUUGUGUCUGUCGUCUACAGCGGCGACGUAGACGCAACUAAGGAUGUCAUCAUAUCGAAAGUCAAGGCGCGCUUUGACAUCGAGCUAUCCCCCAAAUCACUGCACUUUGUCUUCUUGGAGUCCCGAAGGCUGGUUGAGGACUCGACGUGGCCUCGAUUCACCUUGUUGGGGCAGAGUUUGGGCUCUAUGUUCCUUGCAUGGGAAGCGAUGUCUUGCCUCAUCCCAGACCUCUUCAUAGACACAAUGGGAUAUGCUUUCACGUUUCCAGUGGUGUCGCUCCUGGGCAACAUACCCGUUGGCGCAUAUACGCACUAUCCGACUAUCAGCACUACCAUGCUGUCAAGAGUGAAGGCUCGGUCGGCAGGUCAUACAAACUCGGAAGCCAUUUCCUCGUCAGUCAUUCUGAGUAACGGCAAACUUCUGUACUAUCGCAUUUUCAUGUAUUACUACGCCUAUUCCCUCCGUCAAGCUCGCUUCAUCAUGGUCAACUCAACAUGGACCAAGGACCAUGUCGACUCGAUCCUCAACCACAUUCCUUUCACGCCGACGAUCGGAGUGCCCAAAGCUACUCAAGUCGUCUACCCGUCAUGCGACACCCAGCAAAUGGCAGCAUUCCCCUUUGAGGGGCGGGAACGCAUGGUACUAAGCAUUGCGCAGUUCAGGCCAGAGAAGGACCACCCUGUCCAGUUACGCUCGUUACAUUCCCUGCUCGGGCAACAUCCGGAAUACCGGGGCGAAGGUCCUUCUGCCGCAAAGCUGGUUAUGGUUGGUGGGAGUCGGAAUGCCGGGGACGCGGCAAGAGUAGAAAGUCUACGGGCUCUCGCGAAAGAGCUUGGCAUAGAGGACCAAGUCCAAUUCGUGGUCAACGCGCCCUUCCCCGAGAUGCUCAGUCUUCUCUCCCGCGCAAGCGUCGGGUUGAACACGAUGGUUGAAGAGCAUUUCGGGAUCAACGUCGUUGAAUUCAUGGCCGCUGGUGCUAUACCCGUGGCCCACGCAUCUGGUGGUCCUCUCCUUGACAUCGUCGUGCCCUACAACGGCGAGCGAACUGGAUUCCACGCAAACUCCCCCGAGUCGUUCGCGGAGGCGUUCCACACCGUCUUCACGCUGCCUCCAGAAGCUGAUUUGGCGAUGCGUCACCGAGCAAGAACAUGGGCGGUGCAGAAGUUCUCCGAAGCUGAGUUCGAGAAGGGGUGGAAUGCGAGCGGAUGGCGGAAGUGGUUGUAG